Agrilus planipennis (emerald ash borer) is the source of this 1854-nucleotide messenger RNA. Its product is annotated as retinal homeobox protein Rax. The transcript is spliced from 2 exons. Lineage: Eukaryota; Metazoa; Arthropoda; Insecta; Coleoptera; Buprestidae. Gene Ontology annotation, biological process: regulation of transcription by RNA polymerase II. Gene Ontology annotation, molecular function: RNA polymerase II transcription regulatory region sequence-specific DNA binding; DNA-binding transcription factor activity, RNA polymerase II-specific. Bases 211 to 1380 code for a protein of 389 amino acids. The record is from RefSeq and is a predicted model, not a curated record.
GUCAGUAGCCGCAGCACUGUGAACUAAAUUGUCACAAUUUGCCUUAAUCGGCUUAAUUUUUAUUGGACUAAUAGCAAUUAGAUAAAUCGAAACUGUGAAUUCAAUUAAGCAAACGGGCUGCUCGCUAAAUUACAACUACAAUCAAAAAUAUUGUCUGAAAGCUGAAAUCCAGUGUUUGUCUCCGAUCGAUCGAUCGAUCGAUAAAAAACAAUGGACAGCGGUCCUUUUGAAGACCCAUCGUUCGGUAACUAUUCCAAUCAACCUCUGCCGUCUUUGAGUUCCACUCUUCUUCAAAACAAACACGGAGACAAUCUCAACACUCAUUCGAUACAAAUGAUGCUGGGUCUCCAGGAGCAGCAGGACAUGUUCGGCGGUAUGAACUCGUCUUUGGAUUAUAAAGGACAAACGUCGAAAAUGGACAAUUCACCGAUGCAACACGAUCUCGGACUGUUCCAUCAUGGUAUGGAAAGUGUUAACAACAACGAAUCGAAUGGUAAUAAAAGGAAAAACGACGAUAUCAUAAUCCUUCGUUCACAACAGAGUAUGCCUAGUUCUGAGAUUCCUUCGUCGACUUCUAAUACUACCCAGAAAAAGAAUGAAAAAAAGAAAGGGGAGACAAACGGGGUGAAGAAGAAAAAGACAAGAACAACAUUUACUGCUUUCCAGUUGGAAGAAUUAGAAAGAGCGUUCGAACGAGCUCCUUAUCCGGACGUGUUUGCACGCGAAGAAUUGGCUUUGAAACUAAACCUGAGCGAGUCCAGGGUUCAGGUUUGGUUCCAGAACCGUCGAGCCAAAUGGCGAAAACGGGAACCACCUCGAAAAACCGGUUACAUUGCAUCCAACUCUCCCAACUCCAACAUUGCCUCCAAUUUUAAUAACCCCCUCAAUUCAUUUACUCAAAAUAACCCCUCCUUAGGCACUACAACGUCAGUUGACUCCUGGAGCUACCCCUCGACGUACGAGUUGGGGCCUCACUUAAACUUGAUCAACUCCCCAUCGGCGCCCUAUUCAGGUUUUGGCUCUCCCCAAAACGGGUACUCCUACAUGCUAAACACUCACGAUGGUCAAUUGUUUAGCGCUCCGAUGAGAAGUCACGAAUAUGGGGCCCCGUUGGCCAACCAGAGUCCGCCAAUAUCCCGGGAAUAUUCCAUGUUGCAAACCCAUUCUCCCACAGGAGAGGAAAACUCGAUGGGAGCAAAAAUCGAGUAUGUUGAACACACAUUAAGCGGGUCACCCGAGAGGUACUCGAACAUGUCACCUAAAUACGAAUCGGAGCUCAUACAGGAGGUCAAACCCAACACGAACUACGACUCGAGAGUUAAGGAGAUUAAGACGGAAAACGGAAAUAGCUACGUAACGCUACCCCCUUUUUUGAAUUAGUUAUGUCCUUGAAACGAAGGGGCAAAUGAUUAAGGAAAAUUUCAAAUCCUUGUUAAUGCAUACAAAUUCAAAAACAUAUGCCAAAGAAUAUUUUUAAUAGUUAGUUACGUAAUAGUGGGAGACUACGUUAGUGGCCCAUAAAUUCGAAGUGGGCCAUUAUGAGAUUAUUACAGAAAUAGAUUGGGGUUUCACAACAUUUUUAUUUCGCAAUCUACAGUAGACAAGGGACUUCUCAAUCAUUAAAAUUGGUUAAAAGUUAGCUACAAUAACCAAAUCAAUAUUGACCAACUUUAACGCCUCCUGAUGGAGGGACACCCGAUUAAUUAAUUUUUGCAAUAAUCUUAGAUGGUACAUCCCUUGCACUAGAGCAGGGCUUCUUAAACUUUUUUCAUUCACAACCCCAUUUAUGAUUGCGAGUUUCCUGGCGACCCCUUAUAAAUAUAAAAGAAAGAUAAAUAAAAUUAAAAAAAACAA